AUGUACGCACACAUAUUAUUCAAGCUCUCUUUUGCCACAAUCUUGGCAUUGCUAUUGCUUAGCACUCCUACAGUCGCCGAUAAUUUUGAUGCAAUCGUCAAAGAAGCACUUGCGGAAGGCAAUAAAGCAUCUGAUAGUACGCCUGCUGGUGGAUCUAUCAACGACAACCAGCCACCAUCUGCUGACACAGGUGCCACUAGUGAGGAUACCACGAAACAGCCAUCACCUAGUGCAACGAGCGGUGGUGGCGAUACACAAGACCAACAGCAACCUGAUAUUGGUUCCAUGGGAAAGAACUUGAAGAACCCUAAUGCAAACAGCAAGUCGUAUGGUGAAUGCUUGUCAGGAUGUGCAGCGAUUGUGGAUAGUCUUACGGAAUCAUGCAAAAAGCUCAGUGACCCAAAGAAAGGAUCAAGCUAUGAUGAAUGCGACCAAACUAUCAAAACUGAGCUUGAUGGAUGUAAAGAAGAUUGCAAGACACGAAAGGACGCUUAG
Messenger RNA from Lichtheimia ornata, 495 nucleotides. RefSeq lists its product as uncharacterized. The transcript has a single exon. The record is from RefSeq and is a predicted model, not a curated record. Lineage: Eukaryota; Fungi; Mucoromycota; Mucoromycetes; Mucorales; Lichtheimiaceae. Bases 1 to 495 code for a protein of 164 amino acids.